This is a messenger RNA of Aspergillus sclerotioniger CBS 115572, 2357 nucleotides long. Its product is annotated as FHA domain protein. The transcript has 5 exons. NCBI's taxonomy places the organism in Eukaryota, Fungi, Ascomycota, Eurotiomycetes, Eurotiales, Aspergillaceae. The coding region runs from base 208 to 2319 and encodes 703 amino acids. Gene Ontology annotation, molecular function: protein binding. The record is from RefSeq and is a predicted model, not a curated record. Gene Ontology annotation, cellular component: cytoplasm.
CCCGUUGUCCACCUCGUCAGCCUUGUGUCAACCACAUCAUUUCUUCUCAACUCUCCUGGGAUCUCCAUCUGUUCAUCUACGUUCUACUUUCGAACGUUGCUCCCUGAUUCCCCCCCCCCCCCACACUUCUGUUUUGUUCGUUCACCCUGAGCUGGCUGAAUCUCAAAAUAUCGUCCCUUUAUCUGUCUGCUUGCUAGCACCGUCACCAUGCCUGCCACACAGGCUGUUGUGACUCUCUACCCUCUAUCCACCUCCGAUGAUUUCCCGUAUCGUUCCCUAGAUUUCACACCUGAAAUCAACCAUGUCAACAUCGGUCGGGCUUCUAAACGUGAAUCAAAGAAUCUGAUCCCCGCCAAAAACAAUGGACUGUUUGAUUCCAGGGUCAUGUCGCGCAACCACGCCAAGCUGUGGCUCGUCUACAUUCGUGAUGGUGGAUCGAUGCAUGGUACCUGGAUAAAUGAGAACAAAAUCUCAUCUGAGGAGGGUACUGUCAUUCAACAUGGCGAUGUUGUUACCUUCGGAUCCACAGUGUUUCGUGGCAGGGAAACAUACCCCCCACUUAGAGUUCGCUGUGAAUUCGAGUGGCCAGAUCCUCUGUAUGUCCCAUGUGAUCCACCUCGCUUGAAAAGCGCUCACACCAUGAACAGGCAUAGACAUGUGCCUGCUUCUAACACGUUCUGUGUUCCUGAUGACGAUGAAAGUGAUGGCAAACAAGAUUCCAUUCCCAUGGUAAUUGCGUCCGGGAGUGCCUCUGAGGAUGACAACUCUACAUCCUGCUCGGAUUCAGACGACCAAUCAGUCGUGGAGGUCUCGUCACCUUUGACGUCUCCCCUGAAGAAGGAUGACGGAGAGAAUUGCCUUAUUACCACCUACUCAGAUAUAAAAAGUGGUGAUAAGCAAGUUGGGGGAGAAGGAUCCCAACAGAGCCCCAUUGACCUGGAUGGUGAAAAACAAGAACAGCCUCUUGUGACUCCGCGAAUGACCCCACCCUCUGUCAUAGAUAUCAUUGAAGAUCCCAGCAACAUGGUUCACCAGUUCAGCGACUUCAUCCAAGAGGCAGACACUAUGUCUGUGGUAGACUCCGACGACGACUCCGACGAAGAAGAAGAGGAGGAGGUGGAGGAUUCCACUUGGGAAGAGGACGACCAUGCUGAUUUGAAUGAUGACUUGGACUCCCAGUCUUCGUUCAGAUCAAAUGCUGGACAGUCAUAUGACGAUGAGGAAUCUGUGAGAUCAAACAGUCCUCAUGUUUUGGGUAUCUGCGACUUGAUAGUACCAGAGACAGGCUUUGCCGUGGACGAACCAAACAACCGCUUGAAUUCCGGGGCCAAUGAAUCUCAUUCCGAAAAUUAUGCAAGUAUCGGGGAGAGCCUGGCCUGUCAAGCCGGACCCUACGGACCUGGACUUCUGGCCAUGGGAAAUACUACCCCAGCCCCGCAUUCCCAAAGUAUGCGGCCUUCUGGACUAACGUCGACUGGAGCUCCACUGCCAUCAAUCUUGCUACAACCCACUCUAUCCCCUCAAAACACAAAGGCAUUGGAUCGUCCAACCUUGAGCUUUCACAAUACACCUUCUGUACUUCCCAUAGACUGGUGGCAUCCUCGAAACACCACAAGCACUGCAUACCCUCUGCAUACUCCUCCCACCCCGCAAGUGCCCUAUGAAGAUGGGCCCUUCGUCAACAAUGAGUCGAUAAUGCUAGGUGAUACUGCUCCUGCUUGCAAAGCCAGCAUCGAGUCGGUCGCUGCGCCCACUGCUGCGGCUGUAGGUAAGAACGAGAGAGCCUCUCCGAACGGUGGACAGGAAAUCCAGAAAGAAACGGCCAUGGCCUUGCAACAGCAAGACAUUUCUUCAACUUCGUUGCCACAAACAACUAGUCCCGAGCAGGGUUCAAUUGCCGUACAAGAAAAGAGACCGCUCAAAAGAAAGGCGGAAGACAUUGAUGGUCCUUCUCCCAGCUCUGAACUUGACACUGCUGCUUAUCACAGAGACCCAGUUGGCUCGGGUGUUUCAAACGAUACGCAGUCUUCGGGAUGCUCUUACGAGGAAUCCUGCUUUCCGGAUGCUCAACCACAUACUCCCGUAAGCAAACUGGAGGUCCCGUCCCAGCUGACUGUCCUGGACACCGCGAAAGAGCUUCCAAUGGUUGACAGCGCUACCAUUGAUGCUGAUAUGACCGAACACCCGUCGAAGCGAGCGAAGAAAUCCACUGCAGGAGGGUUCGCCAGCCAUGCUGCUACAGCUGCUUUAGGUGUCGCCAUAGGUGCUUUCGGUACUAUUGCUGCGUUGGCAUCGCUUCCUCCAGAUUACUUUCAGUGAAGGGCAAGAAUCGCUAAUCUAGGAGGGUUUGGUCUUUG